Pestalotiopsis fici W106-1 is the source of this 1623-nucleotide messenger RNA. RefSeq lists its product as uncharacterized. The record is from RefSeq and is a predicted model, not a curated record. The transcript is spliced from 3 exons. Bases 1 to 1623 code for a protein of 540 amino acids. Gene Ontology annotation, cellular component: membrane. Gene Ontology annotation, molecular function: serine-type endopeptidase activity. NCBI's taxonomy places the organism in Eukaryota, Fungi, Ascomycota, Sordariomycetes, Amphisphaeriales, Sporocadaceae. Gene Ontology annotation, biological process: proteolysis.
AUGGCAGCAAACGACUAUUACAAUACCCGGCCGUCGCAGCCACAAUACUACAAUACAUACGACGACAACGACGACCUUCGCCAUCACGGGACUGCCACCCCAGCUUCCUCCGUAUACCCGCCCUCCUACACCACCGAUGCGCCACAUGCACAUCCGGACCGCCAGCCUACCGUUUCUCCCUUCCAGACUCCCUUUGAUGAUCACGUCUAUCCCACCGGCUCCCACUCUGCGGCCGACGCCAUGAGUAGCCAACAUAGUUUUGCCCAAGACACGAGGUACCACAGUCCUGCAGCGGGCGAAGUGUCUCCCGUUGGUGAUGACAUCCCGCUGCGACAGCAUCCCGAUGCCACCAAUAGCAGCAACAACAAGAUGGGUACCCCAGGUUAUGCCAUGGACUCAACCGACCACGUAUACGAUACCGCCGCCGAUGGCCGCUUGCCUCCCGCUGAACGAUCCGCCGGUAGAGGAAGGAUUCGCUUCGGCGAGUUGGGUAUGCUGGGUUCUGGCAAGAGGAGGAUUCCCAUAUUUGUCUAUCUGUUCUCCAUUGUCCAGAUUGGUGUCUUCAUUGGCGAGCUGGUCAAGGCGGCCCAAUUGACCGGCAGCCCGAUCCAAACGCAGCCAUCCUUCAACCCCAUGAUCGGGCCCUCGUCAUACGUCCUCAUCAAUAUGGGUUCGAGAUAUGUCAUUUGCAUGCACCGUGUGCAGAAUGUCACAAACUAUGAUGGCCAGGGCACCAUCAAUUGGCCAUGUCCCUGGAGUACAACGAAUGAUGCAGAUUCCUCUGACAACCAAUGUACACUCUCUCAACUUUGCGGCUUUGGAGGCGUUCCAAACCCACCCACUGCCAACGCUACAGUCCCCUUCAACGAGGCUCCCUAUCCGAACCAGUGGUGGCGCUUUAUUGUGCCCAUUUUCCUCCAUGCCGGCAUUGUGCACAUCGGAUUCAACCUGCUGCUGCAGCUGACCCUGGGCAAGGAAAUCGAACGCGCCAUAGGUUCAAUCCGCUUCUUUCUCGUUUACAUGAGCUCAGGCAUCUUUGGCUUUGUCAUGGGUGGCAAUUUUGCGGCACUGAACAUCUCCUCCACUGGCGCGUCAGGCGCAUUGUUUGGCAUUAUUGCUCUGACCCUACUGGACCUGCUUUACUCAUGGAAGGAGAGGCACAACCCUGUCCGCGAGCUCAUGUUCAUCCUGCUGGAGAUAGUCAUAUCCUUUGUCCUGGGACUCCUGCCAGGUCUGGACAACUUUUCUCACAUAGGUGGAUUUCUCAUGGGCUUGUGUCUUGGAAUAUGUGUGCUUCACUCGCCAAACUUUCUUCGUAGGAAGAUUGGCGAGGACCACUUCACCGGACCGUCAUAUUCUACUGUGAGUUCCCACAAUAAUGGCAUUUCCAGUGUCGCCUUUCCCCCAUUCCUCAGGAAUCCGGUCGGCUUCUUCAAGGGAAGAAAAGGCCUGUGGUGGGCUUGGUGGCUGGUUCGAGCUGGCUUCCUUGUCGGCAUUAUUGUCGUCUUUAUUGUGCUCUUGAACAACUUUUACACAUAUCAAAAUACUUGCAGUUGGUGCAAGUAUCUUAGUUGUUUGCCUGUUAAUGGAUGGUGUGACCAAAACAGCCCAUUUAGCUCGUAA